GGCAUUCACAGGGUUUAGCCUGACACACUGGAAUUUUUUUUUUACAGCCAUCUAAAACUCCUGAAACUGUCCACUACUAUCAAUUCAUUUCCCUUAUAGAAAAUGUUGGUUGUAAUUAAUUCAGGCAUACAGAAACGUUUUAGCCAGGAGAUUUUAAUAUAAUCACAAACUGUAUUGCAUUUAUUAUUGUAUAACAUUUAUUUAUAUGUUUUCAUUGUUUCAGCUGGCUAAGGGACGUAAAGGUGACGUUAUGACGUAAAAUAAUAAAUUGAUGUUUUAUUAAUAUUUUCUUUGAAACAAACUAUUUUGAAGAGCCGAUUCGAGUAAAUAAAUCGGAUGUCUCAUUACCGCAGCCAUUUUGAUAAUUUAAAAGAAAGCGAAAUUUUUAUUCAACAAGGUACAGCAUUUGAACGUACGCGCGUGAGAGCCGUUAAAUCUACGUACCGCGUGCCUUGCUCGUGCAGCACAUCUCUGGAUUAGCCUAACCGUCAGCGAUUGGAAUAAAACACCAAAUAUUACAAACUGUCUGCAGGUCGCUACAUUACCAAGAUGUCUGACGAUAUUUCAAGUGUCCGGUCAUGUGAGGACUUCAGUCGUGAGAGGUUACAACUAAAUCAACAUUUGGAGAAGAUGACCGAACAAAUGGAGAAUGUUUCAGUGAAGCUGUCUUGGAUGGCGUAUGAUAUGGUUGUUCUCAGAACCAAUCCAGAUCUCGCUGAAUCCCUCAAAAACCUGGAGAAUGAGUUUCUCAACUGCAAAGCUGUUAUUUGUGCUGAUGGACAAGCUAAAAACGAUCAUCCUGAUGGAAUCCACCAACAACAGCGAACACGGUUCCUCAGAUGGCCUGGAUUAUAUCUUGAAGCAGUUGGAUUUAUUGUCGGAAUUGAUUGACCAAUUGGAAGUGAAGAUCCAGCUGCUGCAGUGUAACCUGACCGUGUGCUUCACACACCCUGAUAACAUGGCUUGUCUCCAGGCUGACGUGGAAACCCCAGCGUGGAAACCUGCUGGGUGCAUGAGGCAGCACUGCCGAUGAAGUCCGGCUCCACGCUCCAUUCCAUCUAUGAGAAUCAGUGGGGUCUUCAUAUGGUGCGUGACCAUGUCCAUGACGCUGGAGAAAUUCUAAGACACACGCAC
Messenger RNA from Puntigrus tetrazona (Sumatra barb), 1134 nucleotides. RefSeq names its product synaptonemal complex central element protein 3 (gene syce3). Lineage: Eukaryota; Metazoa; Chordata; Actinopteri; Cypriniformes; Cyprinidae. The transcript has 6 exons. Gene Ontology annotation, biological process: reciprocal meiotic recombination; spermatogenesis; synaptonemal complex assembly. The coding region runs from base 550 to 891 and encodes 113 amino acids. The record is from RefSeq and is a predicted model, not a curated record.